AUGGCAAUUGAAGGAGAAGAUGGGUCAAUAUCCAUUGAUCUUGAAGAGACUGGAGUUGUUCCAAGAGAGGAGGCAGGCGGUUCUAGGGAGGUUUUGAGCACCGAGGUGGGGGCUCCAUGGGCGCCCACUACUCUAGGACAUACUGCCUAUACAGAAGAGGAGGGUGGCGAGGUGCCUGUUGCCAUGUAUGGAGGUUUAAAGAGGGUAUGUUUUGGGCGAGCAAGAGCUAGGGGGAGUUGUCCUAGGCGAGCCGCAGACGCUGAUUUGCGCGUGCACCAUGCUGUCCAGGAUGCCAAUUUGAGCAGCGAUGAGCAAAUUAGGAGCGAGGCUGGGUGCGCAAAAGCAGGGACUACUAGGCACGCAUGGGGUACUAGCCUGGGCAUGUGUGUAGGUGUGGGGGCCGACCUAGGCACCGAUUUAGGCGCUGUUUUGGGCAGUCCAGGCGAGCUCGGUGUCCGUGUAAGGGAGGUGGCAACGUGGCGCCUAGUCUUUGGCGCCAAUCUGAGCAGUUUUGGCGUGCAAGCUUGUGGAGAUGGGUGUGCAGAGGCUGGGUUGGGUGCCCAGAUGACCCCAAUUGGGUGA
Messenger RNA from Ilex paraguariensis (yerba mate), 582 nucleotides. NCBI's taxonomy places the organism in Eukaryota, Viridiplantae, Streptophyta, Magnoliopsida, Aquifoliales, Aquifoliaceae. The record is from the annotation of a GenBank genome assembly.